Cyclopterus lumpus (lumpfish) is the source of this 1336-nucleotide messenger RNA. RefSeq names its product G kinase anchoring protein 1 (gene gkap1). The transcript is spliced from 12 exons. Gene Ontology annotation, biological process: signal transduction. Gene Ontology annotation, cellular component: Golgi apparatus. NCBI's taxonomy places the organism in Eukaryota, Metazoa, Chordata, Actinopteri, Perciformes, Cyclopteridae. The record is from RefSeq and is a predicted model, not a curated record. The coding region runs from base 158 to 1309 and encodes 383 amino acids.
CGUACUCGCACAGUCGCUGAUAGCAAAACCGACAGCACCUUCCCGAACAGGUGAAAGUAUUCUCUAGCAACUUUUCUCGUGAGUGCCGUUUCUUCAGAAACAACCCAGCUCGUGUUUUAAAACCCACAGACCGCCUUAAUUGUCCUUUUUUUGAAGAAUGGCAUCGUCUGCAAUGAUCACGGUCCCCACCACCGCCUCCCGCUUCGCCCUGCUCCAGAUAGACUCGGACUCGGACUCCGACGGCUCCGACACGGGGAAGACCACCACCAAAACCGGACGGGACGGGAAGCCUCGACAAGGAAAGGCAGGAGCAGCCGGGGGCAAAGCGGCUCAGUGCAACGACAAGAAGAAGGACAAGAAGAAGAAGAAGAGGGAACAGCAGCAGACCGAGGCAAACGAGUUACGCAAUCUGGCCUUCAAGAAGAUAGCUCAGAAGUCUUGUGCCCCGCCCCCCUGUAUGACACUGUCAGGAAUAGCUGGUGAACUUCUCAGUCCUGCAGCAGCAAACCACAAUAUGCCUCCAGAGGGGUGGCAGCAGUGGAAGAAGAAGGAUGAGCAGAUAACCUCUGAGCUUUAUGAGGCCGACUUGGAAAAGGCUUUAAUUCUAAGUAAACAAGAGUUUGAACAAAAGAAACCGCCCAACAACACAAACGCAUCCUCGCCAAAGUCUAGAGGAGGAAAAGAGGGCGCAGGGAAGAAGGACAAAAAGAAGAAUCAGCAGGCAAAAGAUAAAAAGACAGUUUCACUGCAGGACUUCCAGGCUGAUGGCAGUGCAGAACAUUUGAGUAAGAAACAAGAGAAAGAGGACGCCAGAGGGGCCAACCUAGCGUUGGGGACCGGGCAGGAGGAGCGUUUUUUCAACAAGGUCGAGGACGACGUCACUCGGAUUGUCCAACAGGAGAAGAAACGUGAGCAGUACACCAACAGCCACGGACAGGAAGUCAUCGCCACGACAGAACACGAACCGGAUCCCCGAGCAGAGCAGCUGAAGUACGACCUGGAGAAGAAAGACCAGGAAAUCGAAAAGCUAAAGAAGAACAUCUCACAGUGGGAGGGAAAAUACAAAGAGGUGAAAGCAAGAAAUUCCCAGCUGCUUAAGAUGCUCCAACAGGGAGAGAUGAAAGAUAAAGCAGAACUCCUUCUACAGGUAGAAGAGCUGCUACACAUAAAAGAAGAGCUGUCAGCAGAGGUAGCAUCACUACACGGUGCCCUUGAACAAGAACGGUCUAAAGUCAAAGGUCUGCAGUCAGACCAACUAAAACAUCAGGGAAACAAGAAAGGGAAGAAAGGCCCAGAGAUGGAUCUAUGAAGGGCCCAAAUGGCCACAAAAGUCAAA